Rhizoctonia solani is the source of this 1158-nucleotide messenger RNA. RefSeq names its product alpha-1,3-glucanase. The coding region runs from base 1 to 1158 and encodes 385 amino acids. Gene Ontology annotation, molecular function: glucan endo-1,3-alpha-glucosidase activity. Lineage: Eukaryota; Fungi; Basidiomycota; Agaricomycetes; Cantharellales; Ceratobasidiaceae. The transcript has 7 exons. The record is from RefSeq and is a predicted model, not a curated record.
AUGCUCAAGCUCAACGUUGUUCUAAUUUACGGCGCACUCCUCUUGAGAGGAGUGUCAGCCGGGAGUGUAUUUGCUCACUUCAUGGCACAGAACUCUUAUUCAUAUGGUCAAGGGGACUGGGCCAACGAUAUCAAUACCGCUGCUGGUAUUGGAAUCGAUGGGUUUGUUCUCAACCUCGCUGGAUUUGACUGGGAAGCUGAUCGAAUCAAUAAAGCCUAUGCAGCGGCUGAGCAAAGGGGGUCGUUCUCCUUCUUUUACUCGUUUGAUAUGGGCUACUCUGUCUGGGAUAUUUCCCGAAUGACUACGCAAAUCACCGCCCAUGCCUCUUCCCCUCGUACAUAUAGGUGGAAUGGCAAGGUUUUGGUUUCUACCUAUGGUGGCUCGGACCGCGGUGAUGCUUUUUGGAGUCAAUUAAAAACCUCCUGUGCAAACGCCGGCGUUCAGAUAGUCUUUGCGUCUGCUUUCACUGAUUACAGAAACCCAGAUGGAGCAAGCGGACUUGUAGGCAAGUUUUCUUCAAUUGAUGGAUUCUUCAAUUGGUGGUCCUGGCCCGAGGAUAAUGGUCAACUGUUGACCACGUUCAAAGAAAUGGGUGGGACGCAAAAUUGGGUUCAACUCAGUGAUACCCUCUGGGACUACCGAUGGAAACAAGCAAUCAACGACGUCAAGCCCGACAUUGUCGAGAUUGUUACGCGGAACGACUAUGCUGAAUCUCAUUACAUUGGGGAUAUCAACCCAAACGUUUACCUCGACCCAACUGUAUCACAGUACGUGAAUGGGUUCUACAAGAGCGGAAGUGCACCGGCAGUCGGGAAGGAUCAAGUCGUAUUCUGGUACCGGAACCAUCCCAAGGGCGUCUCUUGUUCCCAAGGCGACAGGCCCCGGAACUCGCAAUAUCCGGUCGAUGCUGUGUUUGCUCUUGCACUCCUAACCAGUCCGGCGACUGUCACUCUCGAUAUUGGUUCCAAUCACUUCCAAUGGAAUGCCCCCGCGGGAUCCUCUAUGGGCUCAGUGCCCUUCCCUCCAGAAGAUACGCAAAUCCCGUACAUCCAAAUCAUCCGCAACGGAAUCAAAGUCAAAGAUGGGUACGGAUCGACAUACGUGACAAACUCGUGCCCGAUCUACAACUUUAACCCGUUCGUUGGUGUGAUUGGAUAG